AAAAUAUUAAAUAUGCAUCAUAAUCACACAGUAAAAUAUAUUAUAAUUAACAUCAUAUUCACACUAAAAUAUAAAAUUACAAUACAUGCUCUACACUGAGUAACACAGGCUUUCUUUCCCAGAUUUGAAAUUCAGAACCUCUGACUUUUAAAUAAUAGAUACAGGCAUUGUAAAAAUAAUUAUCAACUUUAUUUCUUAAUUUCUUGACAAAGUUACAUGAAGAUUAAGACAAUAGAAUGAAGGUAACAGUGUUUUAAGAAGGGAUUUGAAUCCUUAGUAAUAAAUAAAGCCUGAUCUGAACACAGCAUUCAUGUGGUGUCGAAAUAAUCAGAAAAAUUUGUUGCUGACGUCAUCACUUAUAAACCGAUUAAUAUGAUUUUAAAAUCAGCUCUUACAGAAGCUUCGUUGUGUAAAAAAUAAAUCAAAACAAAAACAAAAUGAAGCUAAAGCAUCAAGUAUUGACACGUUUUCAUGAAUCCUGGCAGCUGCAUGUUAUUCAUCGUCGGAUUCUCCCUCACCAGGGCUAGUGAAGUUAUCCUGCUGUGUAAAACUGGUUUCAGUCAGGGGACUCCUCCCACUGAUCCAACUGGUUCCUCCCGCUCACCUCGAUGAAACCCAGCAACGCUCCUGUCCCUCUGAGACGCUCAUCAGGGAACUGCUGACGAGCUGCAGCAGCACCAAGGUGGAGUGAACCAUGUGUGGCUCUGCUGCCAGGAGCCAGUUACCAUCCAAUCAUAAUGAGGAGAGAGUUAAGUUAGUGCUGAGGCUGCAGCGAGGACUGCUGGGACCAUAAGGAGGAGACUGGAGAGGACGGCUGCUCCAGCUGUGGCUGCUCUGUGGCUCCAGUCUCCAUCAACAGACUCUGCAGGUAACAGAAAUGGCUCUAAACAACAGUUUGAACAACUCUGGGACCAGCGGCCCACCCGAGAGCAUCGUGGGUAGCACUCACCCCACCAACGUGGGCGCCGUCAUCCUGAGCCUGGUCUUCCUCUUGGGCUUCCCCGGGAACGUCUUUGUCAUCUGGAGCAUCCUGGCUCGCGCUCGGAAGCAGUCCAUCACCACGCUCCUCAUCCUCAACCUGGCCAUCGCAGACGGCUCUCUGAUGGCCCUCACCCCGUUCUUCAUCGUCUACCUGUCUAUGAAGAAAUGGGUGUUUAAGACAGCGAUGUGCAAGAUCCUCUUCUACUUGUGUCUGGUCAACAUGUACGCCUCCAUCUACAUCAUCAUGCUGAUGAGCCUCUACCGGCUGGUGGCUAUCCUGUGGCCGCUGCGCAUCAGCCCGGUCACCGGCCUGAGGACCACCAUGCGGGUGCUAGCUGUGAUGUGGGUGCUGGUGAUGGUCGCCUCGAUUCCUGCGAUCAUCUUCAGAGAGGCCCGUGGAAAGCCGAUGGUGUGCGACUCCUUCCACGAUAAAAACAGUGAUACGGUCCUGCAGUACAUGCUGGAGCUGGUGUUGGGCUGCUUUAUUCCAUAUGGCGUCAUUUUAGUCAGCUACAUCUGCAUCUUACGCCGAAUCCGACAGUCCAAGUUCCGCCGUCGGAUUCGCAGUGAGAAGCUCAUCCUCGCCAUCGUGCUGGUGUUCUGUCUCCUGUGGCUGCCAUACCACAUCAUCAACAUGGUGCAAAUCACAUCGGCUUUGUGGCCAAAAGGUCAAGUAAGAGACACGCUGGAUAAAAUCUGGAAAAUCAGCCGUGCAGUCACCUCCUCCAUCGCCUUCAUCAGCAGCUCCGUCAACCCGGUGCUCUACUUCUUCGCAGGAAAGUCGUACAUCCGUCGGGAGGGGCUGGAGUUCAUGGCCCGCUUGUUCGAGGGCACGGGGAACGACUCGUCGAGCAGGAAGAGCCGACAGAACAGCCAGAACAGCCGCGACAAGGAGAGAGAUGCGGAUGCUGUCAUGCUCAAGGACAAAGGCAGAGACUCGUUGACCAACUCCAGCUCUAAUGCCAAACCCUUGAAGAAUGGCAAGUAGCGGACACAGGGGGAAAAAGACUGGAUGAUCAAAUAAUUGAACCCCCCAGGCCUCUAACUCUGUCCUCCGUCCGCUCACAAGAACAUGUCAUGUUAAACGAUAAUAAGGGUUCAUCUUGCACAGCUGGUUCCUGAAGAUCACAAGAAGAUGCUUCAUCACGUGGAUCCACUUCCAGAAGAUUCUGUCACAAACUCUGACCGGAAUGUGGACCAGCAUCCUGCCCCUGAUCCAGCAUUCUGCCCCUGGACCAGCAUCCUGCCCCUGAUCCAGCAUUCUGCCCCUGGACCAGCAUCCUGCCCCUGAUCCAGCAUCCUGCUCCUGGACCAGCUUGCUGCCGGAGGCCUCCUACAGACUGGUUCACCACCCCCCUCCAAAAGCAUCCAAAGACAAGUGCUUCCCUAUGGGGGGGCUGAAUGUUUCUUAUGUUUAUCAGUCAUUAUGAAACGUUUUUUAAUGAAUCUUUUUCCAAAUAUUCGUCUACGUACUUUUCUUCUUGCAGUUUUUCACUUGUACUAAAGCGUCUCAACGAACUGUGAAGCAGUGAAGACUGAGAGUUUGAGCCGUGUGAGGUUCAGAGUUCAGGUUUGAGGCAGGAACUUGAUUUUGUCUCUACAAUAUUCAUGUGUAUGUGUUGAGAGAUUCUACCACAUGUCUUAUGUCUGUACGACUGAGCAAAUGAGUUUUUGGUCACUUUUGAUUUAGUGGAUAAUGCUGUAAACACGUCGUUAACAUUUUUAUUACGUAAAAUGAUGCUAGCAGACGGUUGCAUUACUGUUUUGCAUGUGAUCAGGAGUCCUGCACAUGUUCACCCUCCUUUGAGCUUGUUUUGGUCUCGACCAGCUCUCCAGCUGCUGAAUGACUUGAUGUAAAGAUGGACAACACGACUGCUCCAAAAACUGAAGCCAUCUUGAUUGCUCCCCGGAGCCAAGCUGCAUUGUUAGUCGUGAGUCCAGCCUCCACCAUGUUAGUGGAUGGGACAAGGACCAAAGUAAAAAGAUCCAAGUUCAAGUUCAAUAUUUUUGAUCUUAAAAGAUAAUUUUCGGUAGCUCACGGCACAUUUACGUUCAAGAAGUCAUUUUCAUUAUUAGUCAGACGUGUAUAGCUUCAUGGUGUCGGAUGGUAGCGUUUGAAUCCCGGAUCAUUUGACAUCAUGUCUGAAUCGAUGGGGGAAGUGGAGACAUGCAUGAGUUCUGUUUUCUGCUGGAAACAGCUUCCUCAUGUGACCAGAAACUGUUCAGUUGAGAGUGAAGCAAUUACUGGGUUGUAAAAUGUAAACAGCGUUUGAUUGCACUAAUUGAAACUGCAGACUUUGUUCAUUGUGAAAAUAUAGUUGUGUUAAUGCUCCCCUCUGAGCAUGCAAUGGAACGAUUACAUAGAGAAAACAGCAUCGAAUAAAAAUCUUUUCCAUAAACUUCA
Molecule: messenger RNA, 3385 nt
Organism: Pleuronectes platessa (European plaice)
Lineage: Eukaryota; Metazoa; Chordata; Actinopteri; Pleuronectiformes; Pleuronectidae
Gene: ltb4r2a
Product: leukotriene B4 receptor 2a
Exons: 5
Coding region: 878-1969 (363 amino acids)
Biological process (GO): G protein-coupled receptor signaling pathway; immune response
Cellular component (GO): membrane
Molecular function (GO): leukotriene receptor activity
Source: RefSeq, a predicted model, not a curated record